Temnothorax curvispinosus is the source of this 1156-nucleotide messenger RNA. Its product is annotated as WD repeat-containing protein 74. Bases 84 to 1082 code for a protein of 332 amino acids. Gene Ontology annotation, cellular component: nucleolus; preribosome, large subunit precursor. Gene Ontology annotation, biological process: ribosomal large subunit biogenesis. Lineage: Eukaryota; Metazoa; Arthropoda; Insecta; Hymenoptera; Formicidae. The transcript is spliced from 7 exons. Gene Ontology annotation, molecular function: protein binding. The record is from RefSeq and is a predicted model, not a curated record.
GACUGCUUCUCCGGUGGCGAGAGGUGGUGUACGGAUACAUCGUCCGGGUGCGACGAAAAGAGAAGAUUUACAGCCCGUCAACCAUGAGUCGGAAAAAAUUCGACAUUUUCGUGGGCGCGACGACCGGCGCCGUCAAAGGAAUAAAAGUCGGAGCGACGAAGAAGGAGACCAGAGUAAAGAAUUUGCUGAACCUGUCGCUUAUGACGAAGGACGACCGGGUGAGCAGGAUCGCGUGGGGCGACGACGACGAAGGGGAGAUUCUGGUUGCCUGCGGCAAGGCAGAGAGAAGGGUGAAGAUCUUUGACGCGGACAGCGGAAUACUCACACAUACGUUUUCUUGCAACAUGGGCAGCGGAUCCAUCAUCGGAAUAUCGCGAUACAACGGGCUUGUCUUGACAUCGGUCGAAUCCGGGAUAGUAAGCCUGUGGUCAUCCGCCAGUGGAAAAGGACAGGAAUUGGUGAACGCCGGAAAGAACUUGACCAGUAUGUGCCACUCGCGUGUGCACACGAACUUGAUAGCGACCGGAGGUAAUGAAAACAAAGUGAAAUUGUACAACCUGGAGAAGCAAAAGCUGGUAUUCGUUGAAAAGGAUCUUCCACACGACUGGUUGAAUUUAAAGAGACCCGUUUGGACAUCGGACGUGAGUUUCUUGCCGGGAACCCAACAGAUAGUCUCAGUCAGUAGGAACGGGCAUAUACACCUGUUCGAUCCACGCGCCCAAAGACGUCCUGUGGUGAAAAUGAUGGCGCCGGAUGACACUUGGACCAGCUUAACUACCCCGCCCAAAGAAAGACACAUUAUAGUUGGCUCAAAUAUGGGUAGGAUGAAUCUCAUCGAUCUGAGAAAGACAGGCACCGUAUUAAACACGUACAAAGAAUUCAUCGGUGGUAUAACUGGAAUAAGUUGUAGUACGACCAAUCCGUACGUCGCGAGUACCAGUUUCGAUAGAUAUUUGCGGAUGCACAAUAUCGAUACGAAAGAAAUUCUCAAAGGGAUUUAUUUAACAUCGAGAUUAACGUGUCUAAUAAUGAGAUCGGAUACCACUAUAGAAAGAGGAUAUGAGGAUGGCACGGAGGCUUAGAAUAUUAAUUAUGUUUAUGCAACAAGUGCAUGGAAAGUGCCCCAUUACGCACGCUACGGGUGCGUGAUAGACCA